AUGAAAUGCAAUGAACAAGUCGUGGCUCUUGUAAAGAUUUUAACAAAUGAAUUCAACGAAAAUGAAAGCAGCAGUUUAAAAGUUGUAUUGGAGGCUAUUAACAAAUGUGAAAGACAAAAGAGUGAUUUUCACUUACGGUUAGCAAAGUCUUUUGGAACUUGUUUAAAUCUGACCAAUUUGAAUUUGUAUUACAAUGGUAUUGGUGGUGCCGGUGCUACAUCUAUUGCUGAGGCCAUCAAAGUCAACAAGACGCUAACCAAUUUGGAUUUGUCUGACAAUGGUAUGAGUGAAGCCGGCGCUACAUCUAUUGCUGAGGUAAUCAAAUUCAACAAGACGCUAACCAAUUUGAAUUUGUGUAGCAAUGGUAUAAGUGAUGCUGGAGCUACAUUUGUUGCUGAGGCAAUGAAAGUCAACUAG
Molecule: messenger RNA, 417 nt
Organism: Pocillopora meandrina
Lineage: Eukaryota; Metazoa; Cnidaria; Anthozoa; Scleractinia; Pocilloporidae
Source: the annotation of a GenBank genome assembly